GAGACAUUUGUAAUAGGAAGAAUGAAGUAUAAAUUAUUGCCCACUAGGACGCUAAUUCGGAUGUGGAAGAUUACUUUCUUUAUCGAAUCCCAAGGAUCCUUUGCUAUUCUUGUUACAAAAAAGGCAAAAGCAAGAAUUAUAUAAACCGACGCGCUUUCUCUGUCUUCGGACAAGCCAAAAAUUCACUCUCACUCCCAAACAUGUCUACUCUCUGCGUUCCAUCUCAAGUCCCCCCUGUUGCCGAAGACUGUGAGCAGCUGCACAAGGCAUUCUCAGGAUGGGGAACCAACGAGGACUUGAUCAUAUCGAUUUUGGGCCGUCGAAAUGCCAGCCAGCGGAAGCUGAUCAGACAUUGCUAUGCCGAAACUUAUGGUGAAGAUCUGCUCAAAGCCUUGGACAAGGAGCUCUCGAGUGACUUUGAGAGAGUUGUGUUGGUGAUGGCACUGGACCCUCCAGAGCGUGAUGCAUACUUAGCUAACGAAGCCACGAAGAAGUGGACAGCGAGCAAUCAAAUCCUCGUAGAGAUUGCUUGCACAAGGUCUCCAAAGGAAAUGAUUCUUGCAAGGGAAGCCUAUCAUGCUCGUUUCAAGAAAUCUCUCGAGGAGGACGUUGCUUAUCACACGACCGGAGACUUCCGCAAGCUUUUGGUUCCAUUGGUGAGUUCAUAUCGUUACAGUGGAGACGACGUUAACCUCCAUCUUGCUAAAUCAGAAGCCAAGAUUCUACACGAGAAGAUCGCUGCAAAGGAGUACAGCUGUGACGACGUCAUAAGAAUCUUGACCACAAGAAGCAAGGCACAGAUCAAUGCAACGCUCAACCAAUACAAAAACGAGUUUGGCAACGAGAUAAACAAGGACCUGAAAGCUGACCCCAAAGAUGAGUUCCUGGCACUCGUGAGGGCCACUGUGAAGUGUUUGGUCUUCCCCGAGAAGUACUUCGAGAAGGUGCUCCGCCUUGCAAUCAACAAGCUGGGUACGGACGAGGGGGCCCUGACCAGAGUCGUCGUGACGAGGGCGGAGGUGGACAUGAAGACCAUCAAGGAUCUUUAUGUGAAACGGAACAGCGUGCCCCUCGACAAAGCCAUCUGCAAGGACACCCAUGGUGACUAUGAGAAGAUGCUGCUGACCCUCAUCGGACAUGUGGAAGAAUGAUACUUGGGAUAUACGAGUAUUUUGAGGUUUGGGCUGAUGUCUAUGACAGUACGCCUCUGGUAAUAAAAAGCUUCUUUGAACUUGUGUAUCUUGUUCUAGUCUCCCAUGUUUCUGCUGUGCUGUUUUUGUUGUUUUGAGCUGAAUAAUAUUGUGUGAUUACGAAA
Messenger RNA from Salvia miltiorrhiza (redroot sage), 1315 nucleotides. Its product is annotated as annexin Gh1-like. The record is from RefSeq and is a predicted model, not a curated record. Gene Ontology annotation, molecular function: calcium ion binding; calcium-dependent phospholipid binding. Gene Ontology annotation, cellular component: cytoplasm. The coding region runs from base 201 to 1151 and encodes 316 amino acids. The transcript is spliced from 5 exons. NCBI's taxonomy places the organism in Eukaryota, Viridiplantae, Streptophyta, Magnoliopsida, Lamiales, Lamiaceae.